Molecule: messenger RNA, 1936 nt
Organism: Daldinia vernicosa
Lineage: Eukaryota; Fungi; Ascomycota; Sordariomycetes; Xylariales; Hypoxylaceae
Product: peroxisomal membrane anchor protein conserved region-domain-containing protein
Exons: 1
Coding region: 211-1311 (366 amino acids)
Biological process (GO): protein import into peroxisome matrix, docking
Cellular component (GO): peroxisomal membrane; peroxisomal importomer complex
Molecular function (GO): signaling receptor binding
Source: RefSeq, a predicted model, not a curated record
GAAUGUACCGAGGUUGAUUACGCCAGAGAUAAGAUUAGUACCUCGCGUUUCCAUGUUUAUUACUAACAUUCAGUUACCGAACUGCUACCAAACCCAAUCGUUUCCCGCUGGAUCAUUCAAUUAUAUUGUUUUUACCUCGCAGUACUUUAUUCUAAUUCCUCAUAUAAUUCACUAGGCAGAAGAGUCCGACAGGAUUCUCUCGUUGCCAAUAUGGCCGAUCCCAAGCUGUCAAAGAUACCGGCCUGGCAACAUGCACAGUAUGAGAAGGAAAAAGAUGCGCCGGAAAAUAGCAACUCUCAGGAUGUCGAUGCCACAGAAGUUACCCUCGACCAAGCCCGAAAGUUUCUAAAGGACGAGACGGUUCAGAACUCGAGUAUAGAUAAGAAAAGGGAAUUCCUUAAGGGCAAGGGACUUGACGACACGCAAAUCCAACAAUUGUUAGAUGAAGUCGAGCAAGAUACACAGGCUCCAAACCCGCCCACGACUAAUGAACCCAACGACGAGGCAAACGGGAAACAGGCCGCUGAAGGAAAUAGAGAUACCGAGAAGAUUGUCCAAGCAGCUUCAUCCUCAACAAGCAACUUGGCACCAAUCAUAACCUACCCCGAGUUCCUAACUACUGCGCCUAAACCAGAACCUCUCAUCACACCCUCUCGUCUCGCCAACAUCCUCACCGUCUCCGGCAGCAUAUGGGCUCUACUCUACGGCACCGCACGCUUCGCCAUCAACCCUAUGAUUGGCAACUUGAACGACGCGCGAACCGAGUACUACGCACACGUAAGCGAGAAGCUAGGGCAACUAGUGGAGAAGCUCGAGGAGACUGCCAGCGAAGUCCCGUAUCGCAACGGCAAGCCGUUGAAGUCGAGGCCGGACGAAGGUUCGUACGCAGACGACGAGAGCACCUUCAGCGAUCCCACCGAGCUCUUCCACCGGGACAUCGGCACGCAGACCUCGCCGGUGAUGCUGAACCAGGAGUUCGGGUCCAGCACGAACAGCCUAGCCGACAAGCCCAUCGACCGCCAAGCCCGCCGCCUUACCGCCCUCCGCGCCUCCCUGCGCGAGAUAAGCGACAUGCACGUGCGCCACGCCGAGGGCGCCGCGGACCUGAAUUCCCUCCUGCGCGAAGUCCGCGACGAGGUCGACAAGAUAGGUCUUCCGCCCAUGAUGGACUUUUCCUCGUUCCACGGCGGCCUGGGCUACGGCCGCAGCACCGAGCCCGCGGACGAGGUGAAGAAGACCAAGGAUGCCAUCCGCAGCGUCAAGGGCAUGUUCUUGAGCUCGAGAAGCUUCCCUACCACGACGACGCGAUAGGAAAAGAGAGAGAGCCGACUUCUUAAAUUGGCGCGAUAGUCCGGCUGCGGAGAACUGCGCUCAGGCUGUAUCUCCUAAGUUAAGCCCCUCGCGUCCGGACUCUUUGCCAUAGGAUACUAAAGCUCUAGAGGUUGGCGAUGAUGGGAUACGUGUCCGUAUUGUUGGUGCUUGUUGCCGUACUUCUGAGUGCAAAGUAUCACAAUAGAAUCUUGCUCCUCGAUGUCCGGGGCGUUCGAGUUCUGCCAAUACAUAGCACCCCACCAACGCUGGCAACUUACGGGGCUUGGAGGUAAUUUAUUCAACGCCGCUUAAGUGGCCUUUAAUCAGAACGAGGGCUAUGGGCCGCGUAGUACUAGAAGAAGGAAAUACUACGUCUAGUUCAGCAAGGUUGGGUUGUGACCAUGCCCUUGGCGGACUGCGAUGGCAACCUAAUUUAUAAUGAGAAUGUGGACUCGAGUGUUAUGAUAGUGAAUUUGCUCUGGGGAUUGGUGUUAGAUAUCGUUAGGGUAAUGGGCGCAUGGAAAUGGUUCUACUUUUUGGCCUGUAUGUGGCAUCGAUAGGGAGCAGAGUGCCUUGAGUCUGUUAAAAAUAAGUAAUGAAUUACCAAUUUAUACCCCCUGGGCUA